ACCUACUGAUCAUGUCGUCCUGUCUGCGACGUUAAAGAAUUCUUGAGGAGUUACGAGGGAUCUCCUUUAAUGCCGCCUGAUCAGCAACAGGCCCGGAUCGCCGCCAUCUUGAGAGAGAGGAAGGAGAAGAAAGAGCUCCUCAAGCAGGUGAAGCUAAAGGCUAUCGUAGAGGAGCAGGCGGCGAAGAAGAAGAAGUUAGAAGAAGAGAUGUUGAGGUUUCAGAAAGAGAAGAUGAUGAUGUUGCAGCAGGAAGAGGAAGAGAAGAGGAAGGCUGCCGAGGAAGAAGCAGCAGCAGAAGAAGAGGAGGAGGUAGAAGAAGAACCCCUUGAGAGAAGGCAUGGGGGAGACAGAGGAGAGACGAAGGGAGAGGACGCCUGGAUGGAGAAAAAGAUCAGUGAGUGGGUGGCUAAUUUAUCGUUGGGGGAAGGCGGAGAGGCACAACUAUACGUGCCGCAAGAGGAGAGAGAAGCGUUUGCCAGGGUAUUGGAAAUGAUGGAGGACCCCCUGGAACGUCAGACGACAGAAGAAGAAGAGAAGUUGGAGUGGAAGUUGCGGAUGAUGAGGGAGAAGAAGAGGAGGGAGGAAGCCAACCGAGUGGCGAGAGAAGUGGAGAAAGUCCGGGCAUGCAGGCAGGAGGUGCAGACACAGGCUGAAACCCUUGCAAAGUUAGACAAGAUUUUGGGGUACCUAGAGAUCCUAAGUGAGGCCUGGCUAGAGGAGCAUCAGUCUAAUAAGGGUCAAGAUGUGACCCUUCAUGCCAUUUGGUCUGGUUUCAAAGAGUCUGCUUGCGACGUAGUGACCCACGUCGGGUCCGAGGUUAAGAGACUAAAGGAGGGCGUAGACACGUUCUAUGCAGGCGCCAUUGAAAGCGCCAAAGUGGUGGCCACAGCAGAGGCCACAGCGCGAUCCCGCAAAGAGCAUGUGAAGCUCAAAUUCCAUGAUGCCUAUAGCGGGAAAAAGGACGAUAACUUUGACAACUGGGAGGCCAGUGUCAAUACUUGUGUGUAUUUGCAGCAUAUCGCCCCCGAGGAGCAGGUCCUCGUUGCCUUCCAUGCGUUGAAAGACGAAGCGGCUAGCUUCGCCAGGUCCCUCGCUCGCGCCGCCGACUGGGAGCAUAACAUGAUUGCAUACUCUAGACUUACUCCUCUCUCCACGGUCAUCAAACUCCUACGUGAGAGGUUCGCUGACAUCACAAGAGGCGUCAGGGCCUUUGACAAACUCCAAACCAUCCACUCGCGAGAGUGGAGGAGUGCGUGAGCACUCAAAGCUGUCAUGGACGACUUGGUAGCCGUCCCAGACCACGGGGUCACAGAGACCCAGCUGGUCCAAUUGUUCUAUCGUGCUAUGCCAGAGC
This is a messenger RNA of Chara braunii, 1354 nucleotides long. Lineage: Eukaryota; Viridiplantae; Streptophyta; Charophyceae; Charales; Characeae. The record is from the annotation of a GenBank genome assembly.